AUGACGGUCGUUGACUCAAUUGUAUUCAGCAUCACCUCCAAGCUUGGUCUCGGUCAAGCAGCAGACGAUGUGCCCCAUCAUCCUCUGGACCCUCUUAGCGCCGCCGAAAUAGCCAAAUCGGUGGAAGCGAUUCAGAACAAACAUGCCGGUCAACGAUUAUGGUUCAAAUCCACUCAGCUUGUUGAACCUCCCAAGAGCGCUUUGGGCCCCUGGUUGGAUGAUCUAGCUGAAGGUACAGCUACUGAACGUCUACCCCGAAUAGCUGAAACUUUACUUGGAAAACGGGACAAGGAAGGUGCAGAAUGGUUUGUUUACCGAACAUUAAUCCCAGUGGCUGGGGACGCGGAAGUAAUUGUUGAAGAACCUGUUCCUGUAGGCCACCAUGUGCCGCCAGACAUGGGUGAGAUGAUAGCGGCGGAAGAAGCAUUACUCAACCAUCCGGAAUUCAAGGCCGCAGUUGAGAAACUACAACUUCCCCUAAAGGCCAAGGUGGUAGCUGACGGAUGGAUCUAUGGCGCCGAUGGAACGGAGCAAACUCCAAGAUACAUCGCAUUCAUGGUCUACCUCUCUUUCUCGGACGAUCCAGAUACAUGUCAUUACGCCGCUCCCCUUCCGAUCAUCCCAACUAUUCAUGCGGAUACAUUCGAGCUCGCCAAGCUCGAGUACUGUCCCAUCUACGGUACAAGCGAUAAAACUCUGCUGGACUACGAAGGGAGGUUCCCUUGGGAAGCUUACGUUCCUAAUGAAUACGACGCAGGGAUCCGAGCCGCAGCGGGGCUUUCAACCAGGGAUGACCUGAAGCCGUAUAGAGUCAUACAGCCAGAGGGAGCCAGUUUCACGCUUAAAGGUCGAGUCAUUCAUUGGCAAAAGUGGUCCAUGCACAUCGGCUUCAACUAUAGAGAGGGAGUGGUGCUCAGUGAUAUUCGAUACGAUGGUAGAAAGACAUUCUAUCGUCUAAGUGUCAGCGACAUGACAGUCCCUUAUGGAGAUCCGAGAGCGCCUUUCCAUCGUAAACAAGCUUUCGACUUGGGUGACGUCGGCGCUGGCCUCACCGCAAAUGAGCUUGCAUUGGGCUGUGACUGCCUGGGAGAGAUUGCCUAUCUCAACUUUGACCACUUCACGAACACAGGCUCUCCCGUGACUCAAAGGGGUGUUGUCUGUAUACACGAGCAAGACGAUGGCAUCGGGUGGAAACACACCAACUUCCGCACAAACAAACCGUCCGUCGUUCGAUCGCGAAUCUUGAUCAUCCAGACCGUGCUCACUGUUGCCAACUACGAGUACAUCUUCGCAUGGAAGUUCGAUCAAGUCGCAGGUAUCAGCCUUGAAGUAAGAGCUACGGGUAUUUUGAGCACAGUUGCCAUACUACCCGGUGAAACAUCUCCUUACGGCAAUGUUGUCUCUACAGGGGUCCUUGCUACCAACCAUCAACACUUGUUUUCAAUUCGUAUCGACCCGUCUAUCGAUGGCCACAACAACACGAUUGUCCAAGAAGACUCUGUACCCAUGCCAUUCGACAAAACAAACCCGCCCGCUGACAACCGAUGGGGUGUGGGCUACACAGUCCAAAAGACGUCCAUCACGAAGAGUGGAUGGGCUGACGCCGCACCCGAAAAGAAUAGGGUGUUCAAGAUAGUCAACCCAAAUAAGAUCAAUGCUGUUUCAGGCAAACCCGUCAGCUACAAACUCGUUCCAGCGCCUUCUCAAUUGAUGCUUGCUCAUCCAGACUCUGUCGCAUACGCUCGCGCCGAGUUUGGCGAACAUCACCAAUACGUCACUUCAUACAAGGACGGUGAGCUUUACGCUGGAGGAUUGUACACCAAUCAGUCAAAUGGAGGUGCCAACGGGAUCCGGUCAUGGAUCGCCCGAGAGGACAAUGUCGACAAUACCGAUCUUGUUCUAUGGCAUACUUUUGGUCUGACCCACAACCCAAGGGUCGAGGAUUUCCCUGUUAUGCCUUGCGAGACUCACAUGAUCCAUCUCAAACCAAAUGACUUUUUUAAUGCUUCCCCAGGCAUGGAUGUACCCGCGAGCACCCAGGCUUUCAAUCAAUCUCGUCUUCAUGCCCCUGGUCAACACCUGCAGGGCAGUAACAAGGUUGAGGUAGCUGCGAAGGCUAAUGGAUUGAAUAGGAAGAGUUGCUGUGCGUGA
Molecule: messenger RNA, 2151 nt
Organism: Kwoniella shivajii
Lineage: Eukaryota; Fungi; Basidiomycota; Tremellomycetes; Tremellales; Cryptococcaceae
Exons: 11
Coding region: 1-2151 (716 amino acids)
Biological process (GO): amine metabolic process
Molecular function (GO): primary methylamine oxidase activity; copper ion binding; quinone binding
Source: RefSeq, a predicted model, not a curated record